GGAGUGCUUAUGUGCACAUGGACAUUGAGGAGGUACGUGAUUACGAGUCUGUUAAGGGAGCUAUUCUCAGGAAAUAUGAUAUCAACCCAGAGACUUAUCGACAGAGAUUCCGCUGGACAGAGGUUGAAGCGGGUGAGACUCCUAAAGAGCUAUAUGUCAGGCUAAAAGAGCUCUACGACAAAUGGAUCCACCCCCAAGGUAAAACUGUUAAAGACUUGGCGAAAUGAUUGUUUUAGAGCAGUUUCUUCAUAUGCUGUCCCCUGAGCUUCAGGUUUGGGUUCGGGAACAUGACCUUCCAUCUGCGUCCAAGGCUGCUUCAUUAGCAGAGGUGUUUGUCGCAGCAAGACGAAAAGGACAACCCUGGAGUUACACUGCUUGGAAGACUUCCAAAGAGAAGGAUAAUCGGAGAACCCCAUAUGGACAACCUCAAUUCCAAUCAGAAAUGGCUACGGCAGGUAAGGGUCCCUCGAGGGACCUUCGCCCAGAUGGGGUGUUUCCUAAACAAUAUAAAGAACCUAUCUGCUAUUUGUGCGGACUGCCAGGUCAUACUAAACCUAUGUGCCCCAAGAACACUGCUAAAACCACUCAACUGUGUGUUGUUCCAGCAGAAGGAAAGGAAAACCUAAAGGGUGCUCUACCAUUACAAGUUACCAAAGUGGAAGUAAAUGGGAGGAGUGUGGAAGCUUUGAUUGACACCGGUAGUGUUCAGACACUAGUGGAAAGAACCCUGGUCCCACAUUCCCUUGUUAAUGUGUUAGACACCAUUCCUAUCCAAUGUGUGCACGGUGAUAAGCGGAGGUAUCCUACUGCCGACCUGUAUAUCAAAGUUCAAGGACAAGUUCAUUUGCUGAGAGUUGGAGUGUUAAACAGCCUUCCUUUUCCAGUGGUGUUGGGUAGUGACUUACCAAUCCUGUUUGACUUGAUUCAGGCUCCAUUGAACUGUGCUGUGGUUACACGCUCUCAGGUGAGGCAGAAGGAGGAGACACUUCUGCCUCUUAGUGCGCUGCCCUUCUUCGACGCUGAGCUGGAUGUGCAGCCUGGGAAACUACGCAAGUCCCGUCAGCAGCGGAGGCGGGAGAAGUUUCUACAUACUGCGAGGAUGUCUAAGGAGGACCUGAUAGAGGUACCACAGGGUUUCACAAUGCCUUCAAGGAUGGCCCAGAUGCAGCAAGAUGAUCCUGAACUAUCUGAACUCAUUCACAGGGCCAGGGGAGAUGAGAGUGGUGAGCACAAGGGCUGUGCUGAGUAUGUUUUACAGGAUGACAUUUUGUAUCGGCAACAAGCAGUACAGAGGCAGCUGGUGGUCCCACGAGAGGCACGAGAGAUGGUGCUGGAAUUGGGUCAUGCUAUUCCUUGGGCUGGCCACCUGGGGAAGCAGAAGACAUGGGCCCGUAUUAAACGCCAUUUCUACUGGCCUGGUCUGAGGUCCGAUGUUGCCCAAUUUUGUAAAACAUGUCCUGAGUGUCAACUAGCAUCCAACCAAUGCCCUCCAAAGGUACCAUUGCAACCACUUCCUCUUAUCAACACUCCUUUUGAGCGUCUGGGAAUGGAUAUGGUGGGACCCCUUGAGAAGAGUAAGACGGGUUAUCGCUAUAUGUUGGUAAUUACAGACUAUGCAACCAGAUACCCUGAGGUAUUUCCUCUAAAGACGAUGAAAGCAAAAGCAGUGGCUCUUUCCUUGGUGCAGCUGUUCUCACGGGUGGGUUUCCCUCGUGAAAUUGUGACUGAUCAGGGCACUAACUUCAUGUCUACUUUAUUGCAGCAGGUGUACCAACUACUGGGGAUCAAGGGGAUCCGAACUACCCCUUAUCAUCCCCAGACUGAUGGUUUAACCGAACGAUUUAACCAGACUCUAAAACAAAUGCUGCGGAAGUUCGUUGAUGAAACUGGUUCUGACUGGGAUCAAUGGUUGCCUUACCUUCUCUUCGCCUACAGGGAGGUACCCCAAGCCUCAACAGGCUUCUCUCCUUUUGAACUUUUGUAUGGGCAUGAGGUGCGGGGACCUCUGGCUUUAUUGAAAGAGACCUGGACUGGGGAGGAGAGAGGGGAGGGGCCUGUUAAUGUGAUCUCUUAUGUUUUGCAGAUGAGAGAGAGGUUACUGAAAAUGACAACUUUAGCUCAGCAGCAUCUGGCUGAAGCCCAAAGGUACCAGAAGCGUUGGUAUGACAAGUCUGCACGGGACAGGGACUUUCUACCAGGGCAGAAGGUCCUAGUCAUGUUGCCAACCCGUGAAAGUAAGCUUCUGGCUAAAUGGCAGGGGCCGUAUGAGGUGGUGAAACGGCUUGGGCCUACCACGUACGAGGUAUGUGACCCUUGUAGGUCCCGUUCGAAGAGAGUGCUGCAUGUGAAUCUGCUUAAGGAAUGGACACCCCGUUCUGUAACAGGAGCAGGUGUGAUGUUGAUCCGAGCAGUAGCAGAGGAGGAGGAUGUCGAUGACCAGUACAUGCCCUCUCCAUCCUCUACAGUUUGUAAUCUUAGUCACCUGACCAUGGAACAGCAAAACCAGAUAAAAAUGGUGUGUCACCCUCAAGUUUUUGCUGAGUAUCCAGGGCGCACAGACAUUCUUGAACACAACAUUGUGUUAAAACGGGAUGCAGUUGCUAAACGCAUGAGCUAUAGAAUCCCUGAGCGUCUCCUGGGUUCCCUUAAGGCAGAAGUGGAACUGAUGCAGUCCCUUGGUAUUAUUGAAGACUCCAAGAGUGAGUGGUGUAAUCCUGUGGUUUUGGUCCCUAAGAAGGAGGGGGGAAUACGCUUUUGCAUUGACUUCAGGUAUCUGAAUUCGGUAUCAAAGUUUGAUGCCUACCCCACACCACGUAUUGAUGAUGUGAUUAACAGAUUGGGAAAAUCCAUGUUCCUGAGUACCUUGACUUGUGUAAAGGUUAUUGGCAAGUGCCACUUUCCCAGGAGUCAAGGGAAUUCACUGCCUUCCGGACCCCAUGGGGCCUGUUUCAGUUUGCAGUUUUGCCGUUUGGGUUGCAUGGGGCACCUGCUACAUUUCAGCGGCUGAUGGAUGAGGUUCUGAGAGGUUGUGAAGACUAUGCAUGUGCUUAUUUAGAUGACAUUGUUAUCUUCAGUAGGUCAUGGGAGGAUCACAUGAAGCACCUACAAUCCAUUCUGAGUCGCCUCCGAGAUGCUGGGCUCACGGUGAACCCCUCCAAAUGCGUGUUGGCCCGCCGUGAGGGCUGCUCUACUCACGGACAUGACGGGAUCAAAGUAUCCCAAUGUCAUCCAGUGGACAGAGAAGGCCAUGGCAGCGUAUCGAGACAUGCAACAUGCUCUUGGUAAGGAGUCUGUCCUCAAAUGUCCUGACUUUGAUGAACCGUUUGUUUUGCAGACGGAUGCCUCUGACAGAGGUAUUGGUGCAGUCCUCCUCCAAGGUCGUGAGAAUCUGCAUCCAGUGGCUUUUAUUAGCCGUAAGUUGUUCCCUAGGGAGGUGAAAUAUUCAACGGUGGAGAAGGAGGCCUUGGCCAUUAAAUGGGCCUUGGACUCUUUGAAGUUUUACCUGCUUGGCAGAGA
This is a messenger RNA of Nothobranchius furzeri (turquoise killifish), 3516 nucleotides long. The record is from RefSeq and is a predicted model, not a curated record. Lineage: Eukaryota; Metazoa; Chordata; Actinopteri; Cyprinodontiformes; Nothobranchiidae.